Messenger RNA from Orbicella faveolata, 1182 nucleotides. RefSeq lists its product as uncharacterized. Lineage: Eukaryota; Metazoa; Cnidaria; Anthozoa; Scleractinia; Merulinidae. Gene Ontology annotation, cellular component: signaling receptor complex; plasma membrane. The record is from RefSeq and is a predicted model, not a curated record. Gene Ontology annotation, biological process: cell surface receptor protein tyrosine kinase signaling pathway; positive regulation of kinase activity; multicellular organism development. Gene Ontology annotation, molecular function: ATP binding; protein binding; transmembrane receptor protein tyrosine kinase activity.
AUGUUUGACAAUGGCGUCAUUCGUCACGAACUCAGUGGAGCUGGAAUAGCAGGAGACUAUUUCCGGUUAUUGACAAACCAAGCAAAGGAAGUGAAGGGACGCACAGUUACCGUCAGGUGGGAGCAGCAAGGAUCGUGUUCUGCUGUCAAUUACACUGUUUAUUACAGAGAAGUGAAGCCAGGAAAUAAUGCAUGCGUAUGGAAGGUAGUUAAUGUGUCGCGAUUUGCAGACCACUAUAACCUUGAAUUGGAAUGCUUCAAGGAAUAUGACGUAGCAGUUACUGGAUGGGGAGCCAGAACACUCAAACCAUGGAGAGUCAAAACUGGACAAGAUUUUCCACAGAUCGUAAACUUGAAAGUAGCGGGACGCAAUGUAAAUAUCACGUGGCUGCCUGUAUCCAAGGGAGAGUGUUAUGACCAUUGGUACCUUAUCUACCACAGAAAAGUGAUUCCUGAAGUAAAUAAAGGCCAAUGGAAUGUAGUUAACGUGUCUCAAUAUAACGCAACCAACUACAAUCUUCAACUCCAAUGCUACAUGGAAUAUGAAAUAACAGUUACUGCACAAAGUGCAAACGGAGAAACACCUCUUAACCAAAGCAAACCGAGGAAAGUCAAAACUGAGGGAGGUAACCUGUCUCCUCCCGUGGGUGACAACAAGACAAUGGAAAUAAACAGUUGCGAUCUGAAUUACAUGUGGAGUCCUCCAAUGCACACUGGAUGUCCCCUUACGAUGUAUAUAAUACACUACAGAGAAAUUCAUUCAGACGGCAACGAAACUGAUUGGCUGCAAAUUUCUAUCGCUCAGCUUAAAAAAACGUCCUAUGUCAUACCACUGAAAUGCGAUGUGGAGUAUGAGAUCGCAAUGUCUGUCAAAGAUGGACAAAGAGAGAGUGUCAUGUCAAACUUCUGGCGCGUAAAAACCAAGUCCCCUGCGACAGGCGGACAAACUAUUGCUGUGAUUGUUGGAGGUCUUGCUCUUGUUGCCAUGAUACUUGUGGGGAUUGGUUGUCACAGGAAGAAGACACGAAAGAGAAAACUAAAUGUCCUCCUUGCAAAACGGUUAAAGUCCGACAUGAUUCCCUUACUGCAACGGGAAAUUCCACCCGAGCGGAUAACGUUCAUGGAGGAACUGGGUCGAGGGGCUUUUGGUAANAUCUAUGUUAAAUUUUGUUACUCAGGUUAA